Molecule: messenger RNA, 1260 nt
Organism: Prosopis cineraria
Lineage: Eukaryota; Viridiplantae; Streptophyta; Magnoliopsida; Fabales; Fabaceae
Source: RefSeq, a predicted model, not a curated record
UUCUAUUCCUCCCGUCCUUCUCACACCCGCUCACUGUUAUACUUGAAACGAGAAGCCAUGGAAGCCUGUUUCCUCGUCUCCAAUUCCUUCACUAAAUCCCUCGAUCAACCAAUUCACUUUCUCAAAUCCCCUCCCUCUCUAUCCUUCCCCAAAAGAUCCUCUCUUCAAUUCCCCUCAAGGACAGUUGCUGCUCCAUGUUGCCAUCUGUCAUCCUCCUCGCCGUUCGAUGGAGACGAUGAUAAGGCAUCUCUCAACGCAGAUUGGCGAUCCUUCCGUGCUAAGCUGGUGGCCGGAGAACGGCAAAGAACGACGUCGGACGAGCCUUCCUCUUCUUCCGUCCCCGAUCCGCCACCCAUCAGCGUUGGGGAUAAAUCCCACAUUAUACACGAGCCCGAAAAGGGCUGCCUGUUGAUUGCCACCGAGAAGCUGGAUGGGGUCCACAUUUUCGAACGGACAGUGAUCCUGCUUCUCUCCACUGGGCCUGUGGGCCCAUCAGGGAUCAUACUGAACCGGCCGUCCUUAAUGUCCAUCAAGGAGACGAGAUCGACAACGAUGGAUGAGGAGGGCAUGUUCUCAAACAGACCAUUGUUUUUUGGUGGGCCAUUGGACGCAGGCCUGUUUCUGUUGGGUCCAAAAGAGGAAGGCCUGGAGAAGAGUGCAAGCGGGGUGUUGGAAGAGGUGAUGAAGGGUUUGUACUAUGGGACGAGGGAGAGUGUGGGUUGCGCAGCUGAAAUGGUAAAGAGGAAUGUGGUGGGAGUUGGAGAUUUGAGGUUCUUUCAUGGGUACUGUGGGUGGGAGAAGGAGCAGUUAAGGGAUGAAAUUAGGGCCGGGUAUUGGACUGUAGCUGCUUGCAGCCCAAGUGUUGGGCUGGGCAGUGUUGGAAGCAUUGGGUUCUGGGAGGACGUUCUUGGGCUUAUGGGCCGGAGAAAGGUUUGGUGAGACGUUACAUCGGACUCAUCGGCCCAAUGCAAGCUGUAUAGAGAAGACCACAGAUUGAAUGCUUGAUUGACUGCAUAAUGGAGCUCGUUUGGAAGGCUCUGACAACUUGUAGGGUUACCGUUAAGAAAAAAAUGUAGGCUGGAUAAUUCAACACUGUGUCAUUCAAUCUUGUUCUUAUUCAUUCGGACAAGUUGUAAAUUGUGAUCUUUUUUUUUUUUAUUGUUUUCAAACUGUUUAAGGCGUUUUGGGGGUUACCAUAAUUAUGCCCUCACGAUGGCUUCUAACAUUUUCAUAUUAAUACCAACGUGAGGGUGGUGACAA